UUCCGCAUGACUUCCGGUCUGACGACUCGCAGAUUGUGAUUAUCCGGAAUUUUGAAAGUCAUUUUUGUGACAAAUUUCUGCGCGCGGGACAGGAUAUUUAAGAGAUUUUUUUGCACGGGCUUAACAUAUCCUCUCAUUCGCGAAUACAUUUUUCACAAAAAAACAUUAUAUGAAAUUUAUUUAGCAAAAACGACGUACAGAAUUGGCCGUUGCAGGACGCCUGUCCCAGGUCUGCGCAGAUAGAAACAGAUAGGUUGUGUGCAAUCUAGUCUGAAUGCAGGUGACGCGACUGAAACUUUAGUGCCGAAGUACUUUCAGUUUAGACUUCUCAUUUCAAGGCUGUUUGUGAGGCCGUACCUCCGUUUAAAGGGAAGCAACUUGGUGCAUGUUGUUUUCCAGAAUUGUAAGACGUAUGACCAAGACCAAAGAUGGUGUAUGGAUGAUGUCUGAAAAUCUCGGGUUCGCUUGGAAUUCGGAGUCAUUUUCCGUGGUCUUGGAAUCGGUCUCGGAGUGUGAAACUCGCAUUAAUUCCGAUGGAGAUCACGUAAAAUAUAUAUGAUGGCUUCCCUGAAUUCUGCUGUCCACCAACAGCAUGUCAUCUGGGAAACUAAAGAGCUGGUGGCCUACCUGCAUCCCUCCCCCUGGACACCUGGAGCCACCAUCGUGACUCCAAAGGCCUCUUGUGGGGCCCACAGCAUCUUCCAGCUGGCCGAGCGGGACUUCCUGGGCCUGCUGCUGGGGGCGCGGGUGGUGGCAGCCCUCCUGCGCGAGCGGCUGGGGGUGCACCGCUGCGCCCUAGUGCACAGGCCGCACCGCGACCAGCCAGCUCACAUACGGGUGCUGCCUCUGCACGGGCUUGAGCCCAAUUGGAGGCCCCACCUGGCCCCGGAGGAGGACUUCCAACCUCACGACCCAGGCUACUGCAGCUCCAAAAGUGGGCCGCGCUGGCAGAGCGAGGAGCUGGAGGGGGUCCGGUCCAGGGUCCGGGCCCAGCUCCCCGACCCCAGCGCACCCCCGAGCUACGUCUUCCUGGGGGAGCCCUCCCACGACGGCCUGUUCUCGCGCAUCGUACGGGGGGAGGAGGAGCAGUGGCGGCUGUGGGAUGACCACGCCCACGUGGCCUUCCUCACGCCCUUCCCCAACUCGCCCGGUUUGACCGUGGUGGUGCCGCGCCGGCCGCUGUCCAGCGAUAUCUUCAGCCUGGAGGAGGAGGAUUACCGGGCCCUGGCCCUGGCCAGUCGCCAAGUGGCUCAGCUGCUGCAGAAAGGCCUGGGGGCCUGGGCCGUGGCGCUCAUCUUUGAAGGCUAUGAGAUUGACUACGCCCACGCCAAGCUUAUUCCCUUGCUCCCUCCGCCUGGUGAGCAGCCCCCCACCUGUCAUUCUCCCCAGUUCAGUACCGUCUACCCUGGAUACGUGACUUCUGCUGACGGGCCUGCUGCCAGCCCAGAGAGCCUUGCAGAAAUUCACACCAGAAUUACGCAGUCUUAGAUCUGGAGCAACUGAAACGAACAAGUUCUGCUGUUAACUACUGCUACUACUAGUUUCCCUGUUUACAUUUUUACCAACCACUAAUACAAACGGUCUUGCAUUUCCGUAUUUAUGUACGUGGUAUAUAAGUUAAUCAGAGUGUACAUGUUCAUGUUAAUCUGAAGGAAAAGCAAUAACAGCAUUCCUCAUUUUCAAUAAAAGGGGCCAAAUGACGAUGAA
This is a messenger RNA of Anguilla rostrata (American eel), 1707 nucleotides long. RefSeq lists its product as uncharacterized. The record is from RefSeq and is a predicted model, not a curated record. Lineage: Eukaryota; Metazoa; Chordata; Actinopteri; Anguilliformes; Anguillidae. Bases 556 to 1488 code for a protein of 310 amino acids. The transcript is spliced from 3 exons. Gene Ontology annotation, molecular function: catalytic activity. Gene Ontology annotation, biological process: nucleotide metabolic process.